Odocoileus virginianus texanus is the source of this 5016-nucleotide messenger RNA. It is a transcript of the gene EDA, whose product is annotated as ectodysplasin A. Gene Ontology annotation, molecular function: death receptor binding; tumor necrosis factor receptor binding; death receptor agonist activity. Gene Ontology annotation, cellular component: membrane. Gene Ontology annotation, biological process: animal organ development; immune response. Lineage: Eukaryota; Metazoa; Chordata; Mammalia; Artiodactyla; Cervidae. The record is from RefSeq and is a predicted model, not a curated record.
AUUCCCUCGGCGGGCCGAGCCGCCUGUCCCUCCCUCCCCUCCUCCUCUCUUUCCCACCCCUCGGAGAGGAGCUGCACAUGAGGCUGCUCCCUGCUGGGUCCCGCCCAGCCUCCGUCGCGCAGGAACGGGUCCCUGCAGCCCCCAGCCGAUGGCAGGACAGUAGCCGCCUGUCAGGGGUCGCGAAGGGCUGAGGCAGACGCGGCGGCUCCCGGGCCUCAGAGAGUGGGUGUCUCCGGAGGCCAUGGGCUACCCCGAGGUGGAGCGCAGGGAACCCCUGCCCGCGGCAGCGCCGCGGCAACGCGGGAGCCAGGGCUGCGGCUGUCGCGGGGCCCCUGCCCGGGCGGGCGAAGGGAACAGCUGCCGGCUCUUUCUGGGUUUCUUUGGCCUCUCUCUGGCCCUCCACCUGCUGACGUUGUGCUGCUACCUAGAAUUGCGCUCCGAGUUGCGGCGGGAACGGGGAGCUGAGUCCCGCUUCAGCGGCCCCGGUACCCCUGGCACCUCGGGCACCCUGAGCAGCCCCGGUGACUUCGACCCCGACGGUCCCAUCACCCGCCACUUCGGGCAGCGGUCCCCGCAGCAGCAGCCGCUGGAGCCGGGAGAAACUACGCUCCCCCCAGACUCCCAGGAUGGUCACCAGAUGGCCCUUGUGAAUUUCUUCAUCCCUAAAGAAAAGUCGUACUCUGAAGAGGAAAGUAGGCGUGUUCGCCGCAAUAAAAGAAGCAAAAGCAGUGAAGGAGCAGAUGGUCCUGUUAAAAACAAGAAAAAGGGAAAGAAGGCAGGACCUCCUGGACCCAAUGGCCCCCCAGGACCUCCAGGACCUCCUGGACCCCAAGGACCCCCAGGGAUUCCAGGGAUUCCUGGGAUUCCAGGAACAACUGUUAUGGGACCACCCGGCCCUCCAGGUCCUCCUGGUCCUCAAGGACCCCCUGGCCUCCAAGGACCUUCUGGUGCUGCUGAUAAAGCUGGAACUCGAGAAAACCAGCCAGCCGUGGUGCAUCUACAGGGCCAAGGGUCAGCAAUCCAAGUCAAGAAUGAUCUUUCAGGUGGAGUACUCAAUGACUGGUCUCGCAUCACCAUGAACCCCAAGGUGUUUAAGCUACACCCCCGCAGUGGGGAGUUGGAGGUACUGGUGGACGGCACCUACUUCAUCUAUAGUCAGGUAGAAGUAUACUACAUCAACUUCACUGACUUUGCCAGCUAUGAGGUGGUGGUGGACGAGAAACCCUUCCUGCAGUGCACCCGCAGUAUUGAGACAGGCAAAACCAACUACAACACUUGUUAUACAGCAGGUGUCUGCCUCCUCAAAGCCCGGCAGAAGAUCGCCGUGAAGAUGGUGCACGCUGACAUCUCUAUCAACAUGAGCAAGCACACCACCUUCUUCGGGGCCAUCAGGCUGGGCGAGGCCCCUGCAUCCUAGAUCCCUCCAACCUCGUUUUGCCCCUGCCCAUGCCCCUACCCCAGGUUAGGGAGCUAGGACUCCCAGAACCUCCUAAGUGCUGCUGUGGAAUGAGGUAUGUGGGUGUCACAGCCGCAGAGAAAAAUUUCCCAGUGCUAUUUAUUCCCCAGUAAUUCCAAGAUGACAAGGCCAACUUGACUUUCCAUAUUGACCAGGAGUGAACAGGACAGUUGAUGAAGCCUCAGGGUUGGCAUGAAGCAGAACCUUCCUCCUUGGCUCCCCACUGACUGCCUCUGUUGCACUAAAGUGAGGGGCUUGGGCAGCAGGCGAGAAGUAGCAACAGUACAGCCCAAAUUGUGGGGCAAGCCUUUGACCUCGAAGGGUGCGUGUGGGGACAGGGUUGGGGUGGGAUGGUAACAUUGCAGCCUAAGGAGAGGGGCAAGGAGGGAAAUGCAGGUGGUUGUUGCAGAAACCAGGGGAGAAGCCUGCCAGAUGUUUUCCCACUCUUGCUGAUCCAUGUGCCAGCAGUUGGCAGGGCUUUGGGGAGAGAAGAUUUGCAUUUCCCUGAAGUAAUUGCAGGGCAUGGCCAUACACCUGCCUGUAUAAGAACCAGAGGCCAUGCUUGGGGCCACAUGUCUUUUUACAGCUGUGUUCCAAGCUCAGAAAACUCCCCGGGUCCCUGCACAAUUAUCCCUUUCCCAGCCUGGUGAGAACUCCCAUUUUUUUCCUCUCCAGAGCCUACCUCUGUCUGAGACUGGUGCCUAUCCCGGGACCUGUGUUUGUGUGAGUCUGAGAUACUCUUUAGAUUACCUGGGCACAAAGGAAGUUGUCCAUGUAUUAAGCAGCACAAAUAUUCAUCUAGUCGAGCUAUGUCUGGGGGCAAAGAGUUGAACUGGAUGACCUCCAAAAGUGCCUUCAAAUUAUAGUAUCUAGGCAGCUGCCAUGCUAGCCUACUAAAAUUCCCAAACCUUAGACUGACCCUGGGCAUCAGCAAGGCAGAGCUUUUCUAUCAGACCCAGAAAGGGUAAGAGCUGGGGAUGGGACAGGAUUUUCUUCAAGUGUAUUGCAAUCCAAGUGGUCAUUAGCGCAGACCUUAUCUGAAAGGACAACUGAUGCCCUACUAACCACAUACCACCCCCUUUCUUCUCUCUGGCUCCAGAAAACCACAGCACAAAAGAGUCUCCAUAGAUUCCAGUGCUGCUUCCUUGAAUCCAGACUCAAGAGGAGGCAGUGUCUAGGCAAUGGGCAGGCUCUUUAGUCAGGCCCAAAGACACCUUUCCCCCACCCUCAAGCUUCCCAUCGAAUCAUAUGAUAGGAUCAUUCAAGGGUCUUAUUUCUAACUGUCUGGGCCCAGUCUGGUUGCUGGGUCUGUAGCCCAAAGCUGAGACAGCCAGUCUUGUAGAAUCUGCUACUUUUACUCCUAGAACAAAUUUCCUUUUGCAGAGAGAGGGAGUAAGGUCCUUCAGACAGCUGAAAUCCACCAAGAACAACAGGUACUCAUUUCCCUGCUGUGCCUUCCUUUUCCAAGAAACUAUGCUGCUUGGCCCUUCAAGGAUCAGAGCAAGAGGGAGUUAGGUAUUCCACCAUUAUCUGGCUGCUAAUGAUAGCCUUCCCACCCCAGAUGAGGCAAGCUUGAGGCAUGUGUUUGACCCCAGAUCCUAUAAAGUGCCUUAGACAGUCCUCAGUUAGCAGAAUCUGAUGAGAACCUCUCCUUAAAGUUUGUAUUUUCUCUUUCUCCAUUGAUAAUAUUACCAACCCCAUCAUUUAGACGAGGCUCAGAGUUUGAGUGCUUUGAGCAGGAUCUCACCCAACUUAAGUCAUACCUGGGGCUUUCAACCAGGUCUGACUGUGAAGCUCUUCUGUUCUUCCCCAGCAUUGUUUUGAAUUUGGAAUCCAAGAAAGAACCAAUCAAAAUGGUAAUAUGGACCCCAAAUCCUUGAGGGACCUAGGGAGAAACCCAGAGAGGCUCAUUUUCAUUCCUUGAUGGUAAUGCCUUUUCUUUUGACUGCCAAAGGCUCUGGGACAAAAGAGUAGGCCAUUUCUUUGGGAAACUCCCAUCAGCCUUAGAGCUUUUGUGUUCAGAAGAAUCGUCUUGAUAGCAUGCCCAAGCAGCAGGCCUCCAGUACCCACAGAACAGAUACCCCUUGUGUUCUUUCAUCCAAUGAAAGAACCAACCAAUGAACCAACCAUUGUGCAUGGAGCCCCUCCUGUGGACAAGGGCUUCCUCUGGUUACCCUUCAGACAAGUUACAGGAGCUGGUCACUUCCCACAGCUACAGAGUGACUCCUUAUCUCUUUCUGCCAUACCACAGAGACCUCUGUAUUACCAGGAUCUCUCAGGGAUGCAAAGACAACCCAAGAGAGGUCUGGAUCUAAAGUCAAAAGGGUGUGAGACGAGGGCACUAAUUGUGCCACUAAAGGGCAUUCUGACACCAACCCUCUUCUCCAGGUAUGGAGGGGAUUAGAGGGAAAAUAGGAUUCACACAGGACCCUUAUUCAUUGUGACCCUUCAAAUGCAACUCUGGAGGGAGAGGGGUAAUGAGGGAAGCAAGAGGUAGCUGGGGAGCCCUGUUGCUGCAAAGUUAUUGAAGUCAUUUACCCUUAAGAGAAUGUGGAGCUAGAUUCACCCCCUUGGAAUUACACCAACAUGGCUUUAGAAAGCUGAGGCUAGCACAGAGGAUGGGAUGAGGACGUUUGUGAGCAAGUAGAUGACAGAGGUUUGAAGGAGAAUUGCAUGGUGGGGGCUUUGCCAGCUGCUCCGGCUCCAACAGCCAAAGCUGGCACAAAAGGCAGCUGUUGGGAACCCCCUUCAUCCAUCCUGAGCCAAAUUUCUUUUGAUGAGCAGUAAAGGGCUAGGAACCCUGAAGGUGAACUAAGAGUUUGAGCCAUGUGUGAAUAUGUGUGUUUUAUGUAUCUUCUGGUGGAUGCAAAUAGAUUCAGAGAAAUUAAGAACUCGAGAGACCCUUAGAAGUAAUCUAGCCCAACCUACCUUCUACCCUACUCAUGUGGAAACUGAGGUCCAGAGAGGGAAGGCGACCUUCCUGAGGUAAGGGGCCCCAACCUCCAGACUCAGCAAGGUGAGGGAGGCACAGUCUGUGUCCCACACAGCCCCCUUCUUUCUGCAACCCACAGACUCAAGGCUGGAAGUGCUUGGCCCCCUUCCGGAGCCUGGUCAGGCAGGGAAUGCAUGGCCACGGCCUUUGUUAGAGUGCUUCCUUCCCCAAGGCGCUUCCCCCAGCUUCUGCCUCAGGAUGGAAGCCUCUGGACAGGCCCAAAUGCAGGGAGUCCUGGGGCCACCUCAGGACCCACCCCUGCCUGAAGUCUUCCCUAGGCCGUGUGAGCACAAAAAAGGAACUGGAUUUUUUCCUUGUAAUCCAUUUUAGGGUCUCUCUCCAAGUGGAGUUGGGAUAUGUCAUUUCUUCAGUCAAAAAGCUUCCAGCUGGGACAGGGGAAGGGCUACACGGUGAGGAUGGCCUGGAGUAGGCCCAAUGCUGCUUUGGGGAUCAGCAUCCAGUGUGAGAUACUGUGUAUAUAAACUAUACAUAAUGUAUAUAAACCGGGAUGUAAGUUUGUAUAAAUUAAUGGUUUAUUCUUUGCAAAUAAAGCUUUUUCCCCUUGUUC